Molecule: messenger RNA, 933 nt
Organism: Myodes glareolus (Bank vole)
Lineage: Eukaryota; Metazoa; Chordata; Mammalia; Rodentia; Cricetidae
Source: RefSeq, a predicted model, not a curated record
AUGGAGUUGAGAAAUGACACCAGAGUAAAAGAAUUUGUAUUUCUGGGUCUUACUCAGUCCCCACACCUGAGCCUGGUCUUAUUCCUUGUUUUGGGUUUUGUGUACAUGACAACACUGCUUGGGAAUCUCCUCAUCAUGAUCACUGUGACCUUUGAGCCCCGUCUCCAUACACCCAUGUACUUCCUGCUCCGCAACCUUGCCGUCCUGGACAUCUGCUUCUCCUCCAUCACAGCCCCUAAGGUCUUGGUGGACCUUCUCUCAAAGAGAAAGACCAUUUCCUAUGCAAAGUGCAUGACACAGAUGUUUUUCUUCCACCUGCUUGGUGGGGCAGACAUUUUCUCUCUCUCUGUGAUGGCAUUUGAUCGUUACAUGGCCAUCUCCAAGCCUCUGCACUAUGUGACCAUCAUGAGCAGUAGGCGCUGCACAGCCCUCAUCGCGGCCUCCUGGGUGGGGGGCUUUGUCCACUCCAUUGUGCAGAUAGCCCUCUUGCUCCCACUCCCCUUCUGUGGACCCAAUGUUCUUGAUACUUUCUACUGCGAUGUCCCACAGGUUCUCAAACUUGCCUGCACUGACACUUUUGUCCUUGAGCUCCUGAUGAUCUCCAACAAUGGCCUGGUCACUACCCUGUGGUUUAUCUUCCUGCUGGUGUCCUACAUGGUCAUUCUGACGAUGCUGAGGUCUCAGGCAGGGGAAGACAGGAGGAAAGCCAUCUCCACCUGCACCUCCCACAUCACUGUGGUUACCCUACAUUUUGUGCCCUGUAUCUAUGUCUAUGCCCGGCCAUUCACUGCCCUCCCCACAGACAAAGCCAUCUCUGUCACCUUCACGGUCAUCUCCCCUCUGCUCAACCCCUUGAUCUACACUCUGAGGAACCAAGAAAUGAAAUCAGCCAUGAGGAGACUAAAGAGAAAGCUCAUACCUCUUGAAAAGUGA